AUGAAGAAAGAUGAAGCUAAAUUGAAAGACUACUUAGAGAGAGUUAAAAACAUAAAAAGCGAAGAAGAUGCUAUCAAUUUCUUUAAGUAUAAUACAACAAAAAAGAAUUUUCAUCAUUAGAACUAAAGACCAAUUGAUAAAAUAGAGUUUAUCAGCAUGUUCGAAUUGUAUGAUAAGAUUAUAAAUAGCUUAGUUAAGUAAUUAGAGAAAUGCUAAGAAUAGGAAGAUAAUACAAUUUAAUGUGCAGAAAUCGAAAAAAAGAUAGCAGAUAUACUUAAUCACUACCAAUGGUUAUUGCUAACAGGAAAGAAUAGAUGGUCUGAAGAGAAGCUAAAAGAUUUUAUAGAUUUAUAAUGCUCAUAUUUAGUCAAUUUAUUUGCUCUUUCAUUCAACCCAGCUGUUUACUUUUAAAUUUACAAAGCAAUACCCAUUAACGAUUACGAAUUAGAAGAUAGAAAUCAAAUAUUAGCAUUCUUAAGUCAUUAUGAUAAGAACAUAGAUACUAUGAAGCAAAAUUUGCAUGAUUAUUUCAUUAAUUGCUUGAAUAUUGAUUAUCCUGUCCAUGAUAACUAAAAACUGUAUGAUGAGAAAGUUGAAUUGUUUCUCCAAAUAACUGAAAAUGAAUAUAUUUAAAAACAUUCUUCCUACUCUAUUAUUAGAAAAAUUACUUAAGAAAUACUAAAGCCCAAUAAAAACGAGUCAAGCUCUUAGAAAAUGCAAACAAAUUUAAUAUGUUGUCUAAUUCACUACAUCAAGUUAUCUCUAAGUAGUGAAUUUAUUAAUUCUCCUUUUCACUCAAUUAUGUAGUGCAUGUCUCUCCUAACUCAAAUUUACUACGACGAUAAGAAAAAAUAUAAGAAUAAAUAUAAAAGUUUAGAGUUUUUAAAAAUAAAAGGCGAAGGUGCUAAGGAAUUAUUUGAAGAGAUAAGCUAAUAUAUUGAAAAAUACAAAGAUACCGAGCAUGUGUAGUACAUAUUAGAUUUUUUAGCAAAUUUAGAGUAUCCAAAGUUAUUUUGCAGCGAUGUAUUGGCACCUAUUUAUGAAAAAAGCUCUUUGUUUUAUAAGUAUGAGUUAUUUUUUUGCAAUGUACUUGAAGAUAUUUAUGAACACUGUAAUUAAGAUACCCAAUUGAAAUAUCCAAUUUCUAAAGUAGUUUUAAGCAACACAAUGAAUCUUAAAGAUUUUAUAGAAAUAUCUCUAUAAAAUGUAGAGUCCCUGAGAUAUUUAAUGAAAACAUUUUAAAAUAUGACUUAAAUAUAAUAACAAACUUCAAAUAUCUAAAGAUAAAAUUUAAUAGAUUUACAUCAAAAGUUGCUAAAUCUUCAUAAAUAAAUAUAUAUGAGCUUUGCUAGAAGUGAAUGGAUUUUUGAUGUAGCUAUAUUAGAAAUUUAUCUAGCUUUUUCAGGCUAAGUCUUCCCAGAAUUUUACAGAUUUGAUAUGCAAUCUGAACUUUAGAUUAAAUGUGUAGAAUUAAUUGUUAAAUAUGUGAGAAAAAACACUAUGCUCCACUGCAAAUAUAAAAAUAAUAGAAGAGAAGUAUCUGUAGAUGAAUUCUUUUUUAUGAUCAAAGUAUACUUAAAAUUAAUAGAGGAGAACAUAUCUUCAGAAAACUAUGAAGAAUACUUGAAUAAUCUAUUUUUUAACAUAGAAGAUCUUGUUUAGUAUUGUGCUGAAAAAAGAAAUGAAGAAGGAGAAAACACAGUGAGCUGCUUAUUGUUAAAUCUUUGCUUCAAGUCUUCAAACAUAGAGCAAAUGGAAAAUUAUUUUAAUUGGAAAGUUGAAAAUAAAGUUGCAAAGUUUGAAUAAUGUAUUGACUUGUUUUUAAAGUAGGGAAUUCAAGUAUAUCCUUAUUUUGAUAACUUCAUAACUUGCUUUACAGAAAAAAUUCUCAAUUAAAAUGAAAACUUAAGAGGAAUUUACACAAGAAUGAUUGUAAAAUAUAAUUUUUGUAGAUUAUUUGAUAAUAGCAACUCUCAAGUUUAACUUAAACUGAAAAAAGAAGGAUACGAUAUCUCUAUCAUUGAAUUAAAAAAUCAAAUAGAAUUUUAAAUAAAAAAUGCUAUUUAAGAAAAGAAUAUGCUCAAAAAGUAUUUUAGAGAGUUAAAUUUAAAGGAGAUUGUGGAUUAAGAAUAUUCUUUCUUGUAUAAGAGAAUUAUUUUUUGGAAUAAUUUGAAGUACGAAAAAAUGAUGGUCAAUACAAAAGGUCUUUUAACAUCAAUAAGCAAUUAUGCAAGUGAAGAAGAAAAUACUCACCACCACCUCUUUAAAAUUUAUUAUGAAUACUCUCUUCAAUUUGUCCAAUUCAUCACAUGCUUUACUAAAAAAAAUCUCAUCGGAAAUCACUUUAGUGGAAUUAAUCUGAACUAGAAAUAGAUCGUUUAAACAUUUAAUAUUUAGUAAAAUAUCAUAAAUCUAUUCUAAGAUAAAAAAGAUAUAAUUGACAGAGUUGGUAAGUAUUUAUUAAGAGUAAAUUCUAAAGAAAAAUUUAUAGAUUAAUUAUGUAGUGAUGAAGAAGAAAAAAUUCAUAAUAUUAGUUAGCAAACCAUUGUAUAUUUAAACUACAUAGCUCACUCACCUAGAAAUCUAAAGUUAGACUCUCAAGUAUUCACUCUGUUAAUUGACAUAAUAAUUAGUGUUUUUUAUGAAUUUUCAAAUAACAACUUUAAUUUGAUUGAAGAUAGCAAAUAACAAGAAAGUCAACUCCUUAAAAAGAUAGAUUAAGUUUAUAUUAAAAAUAUUAACAUCUUCAACAAAUUUGGACAAUCAUUCAAUCAAUUACAAAAGGAAAUUAACACUCACUAUUUAAAUAGCAUAAAAAAUAAUGAAUUAAAUGACACUGAUAAGUCUUUAAAUUAAAAUGAAAGUCCUCUAGUUAGAGAAAAAUUUUUUGAUUUAAUAUAAUUUUCUCUGAGCAUGUUAAACAAUGUUUCUGAAAAACCUGAGAAUAUUAUUAAAUUUAGUGUUUUAUUAGACAAAAUACUUUAAAUCACUUCACUCACUUAUAAAAAAACUGGAAAAGUAGGUUCAAACUUAAAUGAAAGAUAUAUUCUUAUGUGCUAGUGUUUAUCAAGAACAUAAAACGAUAAAAUUAUUUAGCAAUAUUUUGAAAAAAUUUUACCUUCAUUUUAAGAAUUAGUUUCAAAGUGUGCUGAUGUUAGCUAAUAGGAUCAUAAUAAAAAGCAUUUGAGUUAUGUUAAGCUGUAUUAAUAAAAAUACACUAACAUAUUUUCUGAUUAGAUCAUAUUGAAUGAGUUUAUGAACAAUGAUGAUAUUUAAAUUGAUAAAAUAAAUUUAUAGUUAGGUGAAAUAUCUUAAUUAGAAAAUAAAAUUAUCAAAGUAAUUGAUGAGAAAUCUGAAAAAAUAUGCAGUAAAUUCGACUACUUGGAAUAAAUACUUAAAUUAGAGGUUAUUGAAAAAGAAUAAUUUGCAUAAAAAAUGCAAGAAUAAUUGAUAGAGAAGCUAGAAGAUUUAAUAAAAGAAAACUAGUAUGAAAUAAACUAACUUGCAUCUCUCUUGAAAUCCAUCAGUUUAUAAGCUCAUCCCAAUUCUAUUCAAAACAGAAAAUAAAAUAAUGAGCUAAUCUUAGCUAUAGUUUCUUCUUUGUAACAUAUAAUAGAACCUUAUGAAUUUGAUGAGCAAAAUAUAGAUUAAGAAUGUUCAAAAGAAUAAUCUUCUUAACUGAAAUUUGAACUAUUGCUGCUAUAUUUUAUUGACCAAGUUUAAUAUAAGUUUGAUGAGAAAACAGAAGAAAGUCUUGUCGAAUAAAUUCUUUAAAAGUUACUCCUUAGUGUAAAUAAGAAUAUACCAUUAAAUAUAUAUAAGCUAUAUUUUAGCAACUCUAUUUUAAUGAAAAGAUUGCAAGCAUUUAGUAAAAACUAGUUCAAAUAUUCUAAAAGAGGUAUAGCCUUAUAUAAUCAUUUAUGCAAAUUAGUAAAUGAAUCAAAUGAUAAAUCUUAACAAUCUGAAGAUAAAAAUAUUGAUGUUAAGCCUGCUUUUGUUGCAUCAUAUUUACAGCUUUUAACUUAGUUUAUUGAUUUACAUAAUUCUGGAGAUAUUCUUUACAUCAUUUCUUAAUUGCUAAGCUAGUGCUAAUAACACAAUAACCUAUAUGAUUCAAUAUUUUAUAUUUUAUGCAAUAUUCUUAAAACUAAUGAGCAAUUCUAUUCUGAUUCAAUUCUUUGUAAGAUAGCUAUUAUAGAUAAAAUUAAUUACAUUAAUAAUCUUCAGCAAUCAAAUAAUAACAUGGACGAUUUCAUUUUGGAAAAUGAUAGCAGGUACAUAAAAGAAUAAUCUCCAGUUGAAAAUAUCAUUUCUUACAAAGUAUUUUUGGAAAAGUACUCAGUCUACUUCUUUGCUCCUAGCUAUUAUUAAGAAGCUGUUAAUACUCAGCAAAUAAGAGAAUUGAUUUAAAAAGAAAGAAAAUUUUCAGAAUUAAAGAAUUUAAUAUAAGAGAUAAAGAAUAAAAAGUAUUUUGAAUAAAAUGAAUUAAGCAUACAAAUAAUGAAAAUAAUUAUUGAUAAUGAAAAAACUAAUAUUAGAUUAUUACAUAUAUUAGUGAAUCUCUUCCCUUAGGUCAUUUUUAUAUUUAAGGAUAAUUUGACAGAAAUUAUUAGCUAAGCAUUAAAUGUAGAAUAUAACAUCAAUUCUGCAAGCAAUUUUAUUUAGAAUGUGUUUGAAAUAGUUUCUAUUGAUCAAGAGUUUUUAGAGCAAUACAAGUCUUGUUUAAUUCAAAAAUUAAAGGAAAUGAUUGAGUAAGAAAUUUCACAAGCAAAAUUAAUUGAAGUUGCAUAACUAAUUUUCCCUAUGGAAAAGAAAUAUUAAAGACUGCUUAUUAAUUAUUUGGCAUAACAAAUUAAGUUUGAAGCAGAUAAUUCCAAGAAUUAUUCUUUGACUAAUUCUUAAAGAUGGAAUUUAGACUAUUUUAAUAAUUUAGUUUAUCAAAAAUAAUUAACUAAAGCAAGUAAUACGCAAGAAGAACCUAAUAAAUUUAUAUCUUAAAAUUUGAGUAAGCACAUAGGUAGUUUGCUACAAAAUAAAGAAGCUUAUUCUUCAUUUUUCAAAGAAUACUAAGCUCUUAUGAACUCGCUAGGAUAAGAUAAAGAAAGGAUAUUUGAUUACAAGAAUGUAGUUAUUUAAAGAGAUUUUGGAAUGCUUGAAAAUUUAAUUGAGUCUGCUUGUUCAACAUUUACUUAAUACCAUUAAUAAGUCAACAGUAAUAGUUAAUAGAAUCAAUAAUAAAAGUAGUCACCUUAGAAAGAGGUUCCUUAAAUUGUUAAAUAAGAGAUAAAUAAUUAAAAAACUAAGAUAGAAGAAUCUAAAUCUAAAGUUGAAGUUUAAAAAAAGACUCCAGAAUCAUCAAAAUCUAAAGAAGAGAAAAAGGAACAAAGUGAAGAUGAAUGGGAAAGCGAAGAAGGUGAUGACAGUGAUGAGGAUAGCCAAGAAAAAAAUAGAUUUAAAAAUGAUAAAAUUAAAGAAGAAACAAAAUCUCAAUAAGAUAAAGAUGAUAAUAAAAAUGAUGAAGAUGAAUGGGAAGAUGAUGAAAACGAUAACGAAAGUGAAAAUAGUGUUGAAUAAGAUGAUCAAUUUUAAUAAAAUAAAAAAAAAGAAUCACCAAAAUAAAAAGAUGAAGAUGAUGAGGAUUCUAGUGACUAUGACCAUGAAGGAGAAAAGAAAUAAAGUGGAAAAAAGAUAAAAGAAAAUAACUAAAAAUUGGAAAAUUAAACAGUAAAUGAUAAUAGCAUCAAGCCAAGUGAAUCUAACCAGAAAGAUUUAUCAAAAAUCAAAGACGGUUUAAUAAAUUAAAUUAUGGAAAAAAUAACAAAUAUUACAGAAGAAAAUUUUGGAUAGUAAAGUGGUAAAAAGCUUAAAGAUAUAGAAGAAAUAUAAAAUUAAGAGGAGGAAGAAAAUAAUAAUUACUAAGAUGAUGAAGAAGGUAAAAUAGAUGAUUUUGCCAUUGAUGGCUAUAGAGAUAACGAAGCUAGAGAUUAGGAUGGUGAAGAAGAGUAUAAAAUGUAAAACGUUAUAUCUUUUUCAUUAUCUGAAAAUGACUAAUAAGAGGAUGAAGAGGAAGAAGAAGACGAAGAAAAGAUUAAAACAGAAAAUGAAUUCUGGAAUAAAUAUCUUGUCUUAAAGGAGAGAUGGAAUGUUGCUAAAUAUUAUAAUAUUGAUAAAAAAGAGUAAGAAGCAAUGAAAUAGUAGAUAUUUGAGUUUUUGAGAGAUUUAAGACGCCAGAAGGAAAAGAUAGCCAUUUUUGUUGAUAUCGUCAAAUAGCUUGAUGAAGAUGAUUUAAAAAGAUAUCUCCAUACCAAGUUUCCUAAAUUUAUUUCAUUGAAAGGUGUAAGUACAAAGAAAAAUAAGAAGAAUAAAAAAUAAAAUUAAAAAGACGAAAAAAAUAAGAACCAACUUUCGCAAGUUGGAAACGCCUUUGAGGACUUUACUUCAGAUAAAAUUUAAGACGAAGAAAAAAAAAAUGAUAAUAAUAAUAAUAAUGAAGACGAUGAAUAUGAAGAACUAGACGAAGAUGAAGAAAGUAACUUAGAAGAUGGGGGUGACGAAGAAGAAGAGGAAGAAGAUGAAGAUGAAAGAAAUUUACUGCACAUUAGUAGCUCUGAAGAAGACAUGAGUGAGGAAGAGAAUGAAUUUGAUGAAGAUGAAGAUGAGUAUGAUGAAGAUGAAGAAAAUAGCUACUACAAUCAAUAUGGAAACGGAUCAGGAUAUCAUUCUGAGAGCAGUCACUCUUAAUAGGAUAGCCACUUGGACGAUGAAGAUGACGAUCACCAUGAUGAAAACUCUGAUAAAAACAAAAGCCUAAAUGAUAGACAAUGGAGUCCUGUCAUUUCAUCACCUAAUCAAGAAAAUUUAAUUAAAUUAUAUAUGGAAAAUCUUGUUUAUUAUGAUGAAAAAGCUAUUGAAAAUAUCAUUUAAUCCUUCUAUUUUGGUUCAUUUAGUCAAAUUAUAAGUAAUGAGUUAUUGAAUCCUGUUCAUGGACCACAGUUAAUGGAUGCUUUAUUCUUCUUGCUGGUAAAUCCUUAGUUGGACAAAUAUGAAGAGCUUAAAAAUGAUAAAGAUUUAGAGUUUUUUGCUAAGUUAGGAGAAAAGCAACUAUUUUUGAAAAAUUAUUUAUUAUUAUAUGACAAUUCUAUGUCAUUUUUUAGAAAUACAUUUUGUACUAACUAAUAAAACGAAUUGUUGGCAUACUUUACAUUAGAUGCAAGUCAUUGGUAGUACCUUCCUUAACUAUCUGUAAUUAAAAAACUCAAAAAAAUAACAAAUUAUUAACAAAUGAGCGGCUUGUAAACUUUGAUCAUGCUCUUUGGAGAUAAAUUUAAAUAUGUAGAUAUUUAUGAAAAUAAGAAGCAAAUUUAAGUCUUAAAUUAAAUAUCUAAAUUUAUAAAAUCAACCCACAUAGAUUUAGGAAAAUCAGUUUAAGACACUCCAAGUCAAUCUCAAAUCACUAUUUAUAGCCCUGUUAUCAGAUAAAUUGAUAUAGACAAUAUAUUGCACUACUAUUAUUUUGAAAAUCUCCAUUUCAACACAAAAAGCUUUUUGUAUUCUUUCCUCAAAAAAGGACUUAACAGCCACUCUAAAUAUACUAUUACAAUUCUAGAAUAAUUCAUAGAAAGCUAGUCUAAAUUUUUAAUUCAAGAUGUAAUAGAUUUAAUGAAUAAAGGUAUUAGUGAUGUUCAAAGAAUACUUCAACAGUAAGACCCUAACUCUAAAAAGUUUGCUUUAAGUCAUCUUUAUGAAAUUUUUUCAGAUACAGAAUUCAAUCCAAUUUACGAAAGUUUUAAGAGUUUUGCAGCCAAUUUAAGAACUUUAAUGCGUUUAUACUUCAAACGAGUUAAAAAAAUUGAAAAAAGCGACUAAAAAGCAGAAAUGAUCAAGCUUCAAGAAGUUUUAAAUAAUCAAAAUUUAAUGAAAUUAUUUACUCAUAUCCUCAGAUAAUUAUAAUAUUUACAUUCAAAUAUAAUUGGAAUUAAACAAUCUGGGUCAACAUCGGUUUUAGAUAAUGACGAAAAUGGAGAAUUAUAAUAAAUUUUCUAGUCUUUUAUUCCAAUUGUUAAGCUUAUGUAUAUGUUACAUCCUUAUUACGACAUUGAUACAUUAGUAGCCCUACAAUUAUCAGAUGUUGAGCAAUCUGAUUCUUUACCUGAGCUAGCAAGAAUUAGUUCAAAGCAGCAAUCUUCUGCCAAGUUUGAAGCUAUCAAUUAAAACAAAUUGAUUGAAAUUGUAAAUGAAGAAGAAGAUAAAAUUUUGAAAGUAGAUGAAUUUAAGAGAAUUUUGGAAUAAGGAUUUUGCUAAAUUAUAAAGCUUUUUGUUGGUAUGGACAAUUAGUUAUUCCAAAAAUAUAUAAGAGUAGUUUCUAAAGAUCCUUAAAAUCUUAGAUCUUUAGAUUUAGAUACAAGAUUAUAUGCAAUUCAUUAAAAGGCUGUUAAAAGGGCUUAAAAAGAAUAAGAUUGUACUAUGGAAAUUAUAACACUAAAGGUAGAUAGAAAGUGUGUCUUCGAAGAUACCUUUAAAACUAUUAUGAGAUAAAAGCCCCACUAGCUUAUUUAAAAGUAAUUUGAGGUGAAGUUCCGUAAAGAAGAUGGCAUAGAUCAAAGUGGGUUAACAAGGGAAUGGUAUUCUUGUAUUUCUAAGGAGCUUUUUGACCCUCGCAAAGGUCUUUUUAGAGUUUCUUCUAACAAAUAUAUUGUUUACCCAUCAACUACUUCAUACUUAGUUCCGGAUCAUAUAACUUUAUUCAAAUUCUCAGGUCAAAUAAUUGCAAAAAGCGUCUUAGAAGGUUAUUUGGUUGGAGUAGAUUUCCCUAAAUUUAUUUUAAAGCAUUUAACUGGAUAGCCAUUAAAAAUAAGUGAUUUAGAUGAUAUUGAGCCAGAAUUAACUAAGAAUCUCCUUUGGAUAUUAGAAAACCCUGUUGAAGAUUUAUGUCUAACAUUUAUAUAUGAAUUCGAAGAGAUAGGCAACAAAAAAACAAUUGAAUUAAUUAAUGGUGGUAAAAAUAUUGAUGUUACUGAUUAAAAUAAGAAAGAUUAUGUAGAUAAAUUGAUUAAUUAUGUAAUGAUCUAAUAAAUUUAGCCUCAAAUUCAAUCUUUCUUGGAAGGAUUUUUCAGUAUAUUCCCUAAAUCUGAAUUGUACCUAGUUGAUUGGAUGGAACUUGGCACUAAGAUUGCAGGAGCAUAAGAAAUUGAUUUUAAGGAAUUAAGAGCAAAUACAACUUAUUAAGGAGGAUACAGUGAAAUUAGUACAUUGAUUUAAUGGUUUUGGGAAAUUCUUAUGACAUUUGAUGAUAAAAUGAAAAGAAAAUUCUUAUUCUUUUUAUCUGGCUCAUAUAAAAUUCCUUUGGGUGGAUAUAAAGAUAUGGGUUUCACAAUUAGUAAAAUUUUCGAUACUCAAAACUUGCCUGUGGCUCAUACAUGCUUCAAUCAGCUCGAUUUACCUCAAUAUGAAGAUAAAGAAAUUUUGCAAAAGAAGCUUUUCUAAGCAAUUUUAGAUGGAAAUGAAAGCUUUGGUAUUGCUUGA
Tetrahymena thermophila SB210 is the source of this 9522-nucleotide messenger RNA. Its product is annotated as HECT domain ubiquitin transferase. Gene Ontology annotation, molecular function: ubiquitin-protein transferase activity. The record is from RefSeq and is a predicted model, not a curated record. NCBI's taxonomy places the organism in Eukaryota, Ciliophora, Oligohymenophorea, Hymenostomatida, Tetrahymenidae. The transcript is spliced from 12 exons.